CACCAAUCCCCACAUCCUCUGCUCUCUCUCUGCCUCCCUCGCCCCAACUGAUGCCAUGGAGCAAUUACAGCGACCCACCACUGACCAACACCCGGCCGAGGAACCCACUGUUUAGAUGGAAUAGUUGGAAUUUAUUUGCCUUUAAAUCAGUGAAAGAUCAUCAAAGACAGCCAAUGAGACAGCCAUGGAAGUUUCUAAUAGUUUGAUUAGUAAGAUCCACAGUUCCUUUUCUGGUGGCUUACAUUUUGCAACACCAAUAUUUUCCUUGAGGACCAAUGAAGUAGACCUGGUGCGAGGUGUGUUACAAAUUUUACAAGGGUUAUCCAGUUCUUUGUUCUAUUGGGACAAUAUUGGACAGAGGUUCUGUCCCAUAAGUAGGAUUUAUGUAACUCAUCUUUCCCAGACAAGUCUUCAUCUCGUUCUGGAUCAAUUUCUGUAUGCUGCAACAUGUUUACAACUCGUAGAGAUUGUUUGCAAUAAAGUGGAGACUUCUGCAAGAUCACCUCCACCUACUUUGAGAGCAUUUGUGUGCUCUAUUUCUGCUUGGCUUAGCAGGUUACGGAAUAUUGCUAUGAAAGAGGAGACAAAGAUAAGCAACUCCAACGGUCGAACUGCUCCAACCCUUUUGGGACUGGGGAGUUCCUUGUCAAGGAGCUGAAUUUUUAUUGCAAAUAGUGUAUGGAGCCAUACCUCAAGUCUAUUUUGAACUUGAUCCUCCGGUCCUGGCUGCUGACAUUGCCACACAUAUUCUUGAUUAUCUUUAUAAGAAGCUCAA
Ilex paraguariensis (yerba mate) is the source of this 775-nucleotide messenger RNA. NCBI's taxonomy places the organism in Eukaryota, Viridiplantae, Streptophyta, Magnoliopsida, Aquifoliales, Aquifoliaceae. The record is from the annotation of a GenBank genome assembly.